ACCGCUAAAGAAAAGUGUUCUCAGAGUGAAGAAAAGUGCAAGACAGAAUUAUAAAACUGAUUUAUUUUAGGCGAACUUCGGCAUAAAAAGUCGCGGCAUUAUUAGAUUUAAGUAGCUUUAACACCGGGGUGACGAUUUCGGCGUAAAAAAAGAAAAAACAAAUACCGCUUUGCACGCGAAUACACACAAACAAACAGACAGAAAAAUCGUCAUCGUCGGAUUUAGGCCAGAGACACGGGCGGGGAACACACAUACACACAUGUCAUACACACACACACCAUCAUUUGUCGACUUCUUAAGAGUCCUUUAAGCUUAUUUAGAUGUAUUUUAGCUAAUAGGUUUCUAUAUUAAUUUUUACUAUUUGUAUUUUACCUUAAUUAUAUCGUAUUUUAUUACAACAACAUAAAACACACGAACAAAAAUCCCCAUAAAAAAAAACAAUAUGAUCAACAUUCAGACUAUAGAAAAUGUGGCAGAUUGCUCGCCGCUUUACUUGCCACAUAGCUUGUACCUCAAGCCACUGGCGAAAAUGCAAAUCUCGGUUGCAUUACCCGAAAAAAUCAAAACCGGCAAAUCCGUCUCAAAUCUGGAAAUCAUGGAGAAACUCAGUGCUGAACUCAAACCCGAUAAAUUCCUAGUGCUCAAAGUCUCUAAGAGCACUGUGAAUUACAUACGCUUCGAGGCAGAGUUAGAUGAGCGCAAACGUUUACGCUUGGCCAUCGAACGUCUCGAUGGCGUCUCCUUGCGCCUCUCCGGCUUCAAUGAGGCUUUCCGAGUGCGCUGCACAGAAGCCAAGGAUGAGUUUCCCACACGUCAUGACUGGGACUCGUAUUUUCGAGAUGCCCGUAACAUGGACGAAAUGAAGGCGGGCGAACGUCCCGAUACGAUUCAUUUGACCCAUCUGCCCAUACGCUGGUUCUGCCCACGGCAUUCGGAGCACGAGGAGCAGGUGAAGCCCAGCGAGAGUAUCUUCAAGCGUAUCUUUGAGAAGUUUGGGCGUGUGCGUGCCGUCGACAUACCCAUUUGUGAUCCCUAUCGCAAGAGUAUGCAAUCGGACAUCAGCGGCAUGCGCACCUUUAGUUUUGAGCAGGAUGUGCUUUUUGAGGCCUAUGUGCAAUUCGAAGAGUACUCGAGCUUUGUACGUGCCAUGGAUGAGUUUAGAAGCACAAAGAUGGUGCGAAAGUUUGUGGACAAAACACAAGCCAUCAAUAUCAAUGUGAACUUCGAUAAGCAAAAGCAUCUGAGUGAUUCGCAUGUACAGCGACGCGAACGCAUGAGGAAACGAUGUGUAGCCAAGGCACAGGCCGAGGAUGAGGAACGUGAGCGCGAGAAGCAGAAACAAAUCGAGCUGGCGGAGCGUGAAAGGCAAAAGCAAGACCAAUUGAAAUUGGCCGAGUUGGAGAAACAACGUGAACGCGAGGAGAAGCGCAAAGAAAAGCAUCUGAAAAAGAUCCAGGAGCGCGGCCAAGUGGAGAUCUCGCAGAAGAUACGCGUCGAGGAGCGCAAACUGAUGAUAGCACAGCGCAAGCUGGAGAGCAUACGCAUCCUGGAGCAGGUCUUCGAGCGCAUACAGCUCAAACAGAAGGAGAAAUCGCAUCGCGGCCAUCACGACGAUGCCAAAGACGUGCAACGCGGUCGCCUUGUCGAAAAGUAUAAAACUGCCACGGAAAAGUUGGUCUGUGAUCAGCGCAAAAUUGUGCAGGAAAUCAAGAGCAAUACGCCUCUCAUGGGACUGCUCAAAAGCAAGUCGAAAAAGAGCGGCGGCACAGCAGCCAGCAGCGAAGAGGAAGGUGAGUCCAGCGCAGUAAAUAAGAAAGCCAAGUUGAAUGGCAACAUUGUGGCAGCAAAUGGCAACGCGUCCACUGCUGCUCCAGCUGUUCAGCCUGGUGUGCUCAAUCCCUUCAAGGCAGUAACUGCAGCUUUGGCAGCUGGCGCUGUGCCAGGCACAGCUGCUGCCGCUGCCUACAGCGCCGAGGCGGCCAGCGAAUGGAUGCAGUCACUGUCCAUGUUUGGCUAUGGCAUGCCACCCGUUUUCCCUGGCGCUGCACUUUACCGUCCACCGGCAGCUCCACCAUUUCCCGUCUCAAGUAAUUAUCGUGGCUUUGCGCCACGACCACGCGGCCGUGGGAGAGGUCGCGGACGUGGUGGUCGCGCUGGCUACGAUGGUCACUCCUCCUCGUACUACAAUCCAAAUCAUUAUGAUGGCGACGAGGGAGAUGAUGGCUACUAUCACAAGUCGUCACGCGGCAGAAAUCGGUCACGUUCCAGCUCAUAUUCACGCAGUCGCAGUCGCUCUCGUGGUCGUCGUCUCAUCUGUCGUUCGAGACGCAGCAGAAGCCGCAGCCGCAGCCGUUCCAACUACCGCAAGUCGUCAUAUUCAUCGCGUUCCAGACGCAGCCACAGUCGUUCUCGCUCCCAUUCACAUUCGCGUAGUCGUAGCCAUUCGCCGGCGCAGAGAAAGAAUCGUAAAUUGGCCUCAACGCGUCGCUCGCGCACCACAAGCUACUCCCGUUCACGCUCUCGUACCCGUUCUCGACGGUCCAACUCACGUCGUGAGCGUCGCUUGCGUAGCCGCAGUCGCAGUCGUAGUCGCAGCAAUUCAUCCAAGCGCGUCGUGCUGGAGGCCGAUAAGUUGGUGGCAUCGGCCGAGAAGAUACAGCGAACCAUUGAGCAGCACACCAAGGAUCGUAUGCGCGAAGAGGUGCGUGAGAUCAAGCAGAACUUUCGCCAUCAACGAACCAGUUCCAGCACACUGCAGGAUAAUCAUAUGGAUAAUGAUGGCGAUGCGUUGCAUACCAGUGCAAGAGAAUUGGAUGGCGAUGGCAAUAAGCGAAGCAGUCGUCGCAAUUCUCUAGUUACCUAGCAUAAGUAAUUUGAUUUUAGUUCUCAUUUAGAUGACACAUAAUAAAAACUUGCAAUUCAAAUUCGAUAAAA
Molecule: messenger RNA, 2934 nt
Organism: Drosophila sulfurigaster albostrigata
Lineage: Eukaryota; Metazoa; Arthropoda; Insecta; Diptera; Drosophilidae
Gene: Xe7
Product: A-kinase anchor protein 17A
Exons: 8
Coding region: 443-2863 (806 amino acids)
Source: RefSeq, a predicted model, not a curated record